UCCGGUGUCGUGUGGUUACUGCGGCGGAUGUUGAUGUUUUGUUUCGGAGCCUACCGAACGAUGUGAGCUGAAUCGUCUCCGGGACGAGGUUGAUAUUUUCUACGGUUGUCUUCGCGGUUCACUUUGUACUCUUUUCUCGGUAAGGUCUCGCUGUCCGUCGGCAUCGUGUCUUUCCCGGUGUCUCUCCCGGGAAGCGCGAGGCCGAGUCGUGCGAUGAUGGAGGACUUUGACGAGAUCUACGAAGAGGAGGAGGAAGAAGAGGAGGACGAGGACAGGGCCGCGGAGGAGCAGCUCCUUAAGUACGCUCCGGACCCGGUGGUGGUGCGAGGAUCCGGCCACGUCACUGUGUUUGGGCUUAGUAACAAAUUUGAAUCAGAAUUUCCUUCAGCACUUACAGGGAAGGUGGCACCAGAGGAAUUCAAAGCCAGUAUCAACCGUGUAAACAGCUGCCUGAGGAAGACGCUGCCAGUGAAUGUGCGGUGGCUCCUGUGUGGCUGCCUCUGCUGCUGUUGCACAUUGGGCUUUAGUUUGUGGCCUGUCAUCUGCCUCAGCAAGAGGACAAGAAGAUCUAUAGAGAAGCUCCUGGAGUGGGAGAACAGCAGACUUUACCACAAGUUGUGUUUGCAUUGGAGACUAAGCAAAAGGAAGUGUGAAACCAACAACAUGAUGGAAUAUGUAAUCCUAAUAGAGUUCCUACCUAAGAUCCCCAUCUUCAGACCGGACUAGCCUGACUUCAGCUGAUCUUAAACCACCACUGCUGCCCAGCACUGUCGCAGAACCACAAUGGCUGUCAAGCUCCUGAAUAAUUGCCCUUUCCCAAAAUACUACAAUAUUUUUGUUUACAGGGUAGCAUCGAUCUUUCCACUUUUCUCUUUGAACCGUUCUCCCACACAUACCUUAUCCUACACCCUUGUUUACAAAUCCAGCAUCCCCACUCCAGUGUUGGAUUGAAUUCACGAUUGAAACAUGACCUAUCAGGACCAGCUGGCGCGCUGUCAUGCCUCAUGAGCUGGCACCAGCCUAUGGGAUGUCAGGGCAGACCCAUGGGCAGUGUUACUGAUUUUGGGGCUAGAGCUGGAGACUGGACUCUCGAACUGAGCUCAAUGAGCUACAACUGGAAUUUUGUCACUUGUAUGUUCCCUAACCUAAGCACAUGGCACAGUCAGACCAUGAUAAAACAAACACUUUCAUAUCUUACCUACUGUCACACCGCCAACUUCACCUGCAAAAAAAAAAAAAAAGAAAACACCCCAGUGCUUUUGUAAGAGUUGGUUUGGUGCUCUAGAUCCCUACUAGAGGCUGUGGAUGCAAACGUGACAUGGAAUUCCAAAGGAACCUUCAUCCAAAUCAACUCUGUAGCGGACUGACUAGUCUCACGGGAACAUGUUGGGCCAGUGGCCAAAAACAGCUGAACUCUAAAACGUCACUCUUCUUACCGACUACCAGACAUUCUUAUCUUCUCACCUCCUUUCAUAUCUCUACACACUUACUGUGCAUCAUCCCUAACCCAGUGACAAUCACACACUUUGACUGUACUCUCCAUUAUAUGAAUGGGUCUUUAUGCUACACUGUUUACCUGGAACAAUUUGUUUUCACCAUUGUGUGUGUCCAGGUGAUGGGCCGGCUGCCUAGCAACUGCUUUCGAGUCGCAGUGGAACAAGUAAGCUGGAAAGAAGGCCACUGGUGAUGAUGAGAGGAAUACUUGGUUUCUUUAUAUUUUUUUAGUAUCUCAAGUUUUGUUUACUGUUUCGGUGAAAGAAUGGCAGUCAGUGCUUGCAGACCUGUUCACCAUGAUUAUGUGUGUGCAUGUGUGCGUGCGUGUGUCUGAGCAAGAGAAAUGUAAGCAAAAAAGACAAAUCAGAAGAAGAAGAAGAGAUACUCUUUACUCUGUAAAGCAGGGUUUUUUCUUUGAAGUAUUUCUUUGCCAUAACUGAUCUUUGUUACCUUUGUUGUAGUAAUUUAUAAUUGCGUGAGUGUGCAUAUAAUAUGUGCAUUCAUGAAAUAGGCCUCAGUUGUCUUUUUUUUUCUUCUUUUUUUUUUCCUCAAAGGUGUGCUAUGGUUGUUUCCUUUUUGUGUCUGUGGUCAUGUGUCAACACUAAAGCACACAGUCGCUUUGUCCUUAACAGCUUCACAUGGCCUCUCUUCCUGAUCUGCUGACCUUGGCUUACCUAUAUGAGUGUUCAAGUGAAGGAUGUGGCUCUUAUGAGAAAGUUCCUCUGUUUUAGUUAUAAUCUAACUCAUUAAUUCAGAGGCCUGGGGUGACCAAGAGUGCUACAUCCUAUCUAUUAGGUGUUGGGUAACACCAGCGUUCUGUAUCAUGGAGCAGGAUAAAUAAAGUUGGCUUCAUAACUGCACUGAAUAAAAUCAGACUACUCCCAGAUCAGA
Molecule: messenger RNA, 2385 nt
Organism: Lates calcarifer (barramundi perch)
Lineage: Eukaryota; Metazoa; Chordata; Actinopteri; Centropomidae
Gene: chic2
Product: cysteine-rich hydrophobic domain 2
Exons: 6
Coding region: 214-726 (170 amino acids)
Source: RefSeq, a predicted model, not a curated record